Molecule: messenger RNA, 4683 nt
Organism: Osmerus eperlanus (European smelt)
Lineage: Eukaryota; Metazoa; Chordata; Actinopteri; Osmeriformes; Osmeridae
Gene: tp53bp2b
Product: tumor protein p53 binding protein, 2b
Exons: 18
Coding region: 545-3805 (1086 amino acids)
Biological process (GO): regulation of apoptotic process; signal transduction
Cellular component (GO): nucleus
Molecular function (GO): p53 binding
Source: RefSeq, a predicted model, not a curated record
UCAGCGUCACUCAGGGUUAGGUUGUCGUCUGUCGACUCCGUGUUGAAUACAUUGAGAGGACAGGAGCCAAGCAUAGGACACGCGAGGACGGAGAGGCACAGCAUCCUAAAUGAAUUGCAUCACAGUUGGGACAUCGAGGAUUUACUGGACAUAAAAGCGUUUGCGCGUACCAGAAGAAUCAGUUGUUAUAUCAAUAAUUGGGCUGCUGCAAUUUGAACUUGAUCAAAUUCGGUAUCAGAACAUGUCAAUCUGGUGGCCUCCGGACCUUGCAAUGAGAUAACAAUUUAUUUGGCAACAGAUCAAUAUCUUAAAGAAAAGAGGCACAUUGCAACAGGUCUACAUAUUAUUUAGGAGAGGAGGACAAUAAAGAGCAUGCAUAUUAUAAUUGAGCAGUAAAGGCAGACAGUAUCAAGACUGAUUGGAUCUGACUACACGGCUGGAUUAUCAAUAGCCCCCCCCCCCCCCCCCCCCCGUUCAUUUGAGAUUUAUUUCUUCGGAGCCUAAGUGGAGGCGACGCUGAACAAACCCCUGUCAAGCGAUCAAAAUGAUGCCGAUGUUCCUCACCGUGUUCCUUAGCAACAAUGACCAGCAUUUCACAGAAGUGCCGGUGACACCAGAAACAUUGUGCCGAGAUGUGGUGGAGCUGUGUAAAGAGCCAGGGGAGGGCGACUGCUAUUUGGCUGAAAUGUGGCGAGGAACAGAGCGUGCCAUAGAUGAUGGUGAGCGGAUGCUGGAUGUGCUGCAGCGUUGGGGUCAGCAGAGAGGGGAGGUUCGUUUUCUCCUGCGCCACGAACGAGCGCCUUGUCGGGAGACAGGUGGAUCGAGAGCUCCGGAGCACCUAGCCAAGAGAAACAUGUUGAAGGGAACAGUGGACAGACGCAUGGACAAUGGAGUUCCUCCUCGCAUGGACAUUACCCUGUCAGAGUUACAGGAAAUGGCGUCACGUCAACAGCAACAGAUCAAUGCUCAGCAGCAACUUCUGGCCUCAAAGGAGCAGCGCCUGCGCUACCUGAAGCUGCAGGACCAGCAGCAGCAGCAGCAACAGCAGCAGCAGCAGGCGUCCGAGCAGGAGAGGCUGCACCAGCUCCGCCAGAACGCCCAGAACCAGGAGGCCAAGCUCAGGAGGGUGCGGGCCCUGAAGGGCCAAGUGGAGCAGAAACGCCUCAGCAAUGGCAAACUAGUGGAGGAGAUCGAGCAGAUGAAUGGCUUGUUCCAGCAGAAGCAGAGGGAGCUGCUGUCGGCCGUAACCAGGGUGGAGGAACUGAGUCGCCAGCUGGAGACCCUGAAGAGUGUGAAGAUGGAGCCCCCUCACGACGGGCCCAGCUCCACCAGCGAUCUGGAGCGCCUCUACAAGGAACUGCAGGUGAGGAACAAGCUGAACCAAGACCAGAAUGUGAAGCUGCAGCAGCAGCGCGAGAGCCUCAACAAGCGUAACUUGGAGGUCGCUGCCAUGGACCGCCGGGUGGCUGAACUGCGUGAGCGUCUGUGGAAGAAGAAGGCAGCUCUGCAGCAGAAGGAUAACCUACCCCUUCCUACAGACAGCCAGAGUCCUCAGCAGAGUGGUACUUCCAGAGUGGCAGCAGUGGGCCCCUACAUUCAGUCAUCCAGUACGGCCUGCGGGCCCCCAGUACCCAGCCGGCAGGAGGUGCUGGUCAAGCCUGCCUACCCAGACGGCACCGCCACUUUACCAAUGCCCGACUCCUCCAUGAAGGCGCCUCCCAGACCGCUCAAACCUGCCUCAGGUUUCCAUCCAUCCAAGACAUCCAAGGUCUCCGAUUGGACCAUCUCAAAUGGAGAAGCGAGCGGAGGUCACGCCUACUCAGCCACCCUCCCUCGCAGGUCAAGCCUUCACUCCCAAGAAUCAAAUGUGGAGAUGAAAGGACACACCAUGCUGGAAGCUCCACCCCCCAUCCCCUCACGGAACAAUCAGAGCAGCGAGGACCUCUACAGGGACACCCAGGCUGCUGGAAAGAGUCUCUCAAAAAUGCCACCACCGGUACCUAGCAAGCCUAAAUCAAUGUCCCAGCCUGGCCCUCCCAUUUUUAGUAAACCCCCCUACAGCACUGGCACCUUCCCUGGCAAGGCCAAACCUGCUGCCCCCCACCCCCGUCCACCGCCAUCUGUUCCCAGCCACAGCCACACGCUACCCCUGCCUCCCAAGCAGGAAACCCCGCCGGCGGCCACGGUGCGACCUUUCACCCCUGACCCUCCAGAGCCCCCACCUCCACUGCUGCAGAAGCCCCAAACUGUGGCGGCCUCCUCCAUCUACUCCAUGUACACACAGCAACCGACCCCAGGGAAGGGCUACCCACAGUCAGGAACAGGCACCCUGACACGCACACAGCCCAGAGUGUAUGGAAAACCAGUCAUCCCAGCCAGUGGGGGACAGCAGUCUUUCACCACAGACAAUAUUUACUCUGAAAAGGUCUCUGAGACUGAGUUGGACCAGGGGGCCCUGGCCACAGCCGUAGCCCCUGCCAGCGAGGGCCCGGGUUCAGAGUCGGAGCGUGCCCCUCGGCCCCUCAGCCCCACAAAGCUGCUGCCCUUCAUCUCCCACCCCCACCGCCACCCCAGCGAUGCUGACCUGGAGGCCCUGCGCAGGAGGCUGCACCACGCCCCGCGGCCCCUCAAGAAGCGCAGCUCCAUCACAGAGCCUGAGGGUCCCGCCGGCCCCAACAUUCAAAAGCUUCUCUACCAGAAGACGACUCUGGCUGCUAUGGAGACCGUGGCCGCAGCGGGGGUUCCCACAACGGCCUCGUUCUACCAGUCUGACGAGGUGGAGGUGGGGGCGGGUAAGGCCGGAGGCUCCCCGGGACACGUGUGGGCGCACCGCGGCACCUUGGAGCCGCCGCCCGUCGAGAGCGAGGAGAACGUUCAGAAGCCUCCUCCACUUCCUCCUCGUCUGCCCAUCCCUUCACCCUCGCCCUGCCAUUCCCUGCCCCCGCCCCUGGAGGAGGAGGAACAGGAGCCCUGCCCUCUGGCCCCUGUCCAUCCUGAGACUUACCUAGAGGAGUACCCCCCCUACCCUCCUCCACCCUAUCCCAGCUCCGUGGAGCCCGACGUAGGAGAAGACACCCUGGACAUGCAGCCUCCUGAGGUGACGGGACAGAUCACUCUGCCACCGGGCAAGAGGACCAACCUGCGGAAGGUGGGUUCUGAGCGUAUCCACCACGGCAUGAGAGUGAAGUUCAACCCCCUGGCCUUGCUGCUGGACUCCUCUUUAGAGGGAGAGUACGACCUGGUGCAGAGGGUCAUCUAUGACGUAGAGGACCCCAGCUUGCCCAAUGAUGAGGGCAUCACAGCUCUGCAUAAUGCUGUUUGUGCUGGCCACACCGAGAUUGUCAAAUUCCUGGUGCAAUUUGGUGUCAAUGUGAAUGCAGCUGAUAGCGAUGGAUGGACCCCCCUGCAUUGUGCAGCGUCCUGCAACAACGUGCAGGUUUGCAAGUUCCUGGUUGAGUCCGGGGCUGCUGUGUUCGCCACCACUUACAGUGACCUGCAGACGGCCGCGGACAAGUGUGAGGAGAUGGAGGAGGGUUAUGCCCAGUGCUCCCAGUUCCUCUACGGGGUUCAGGAGAAGAUGGGCGUCAUGAACCGAGGGGUGGUGUACGCGCUGUGGGACUAUGACAGUGAGAGCGACGACGAGCUGGCCUUCAGGGAGACGGACUGCAUGACCGUGCUGAGGCGUGAUGACAAGGAGGAGACGGACUGGUGGUGGGCUCGUUGUGGAGACAGAGAAGGCUACAUUCCAAGGAACCUGCUUGGGCUUUAUCUGAGGAUCAAGCCACGGCAGAGAAGCCUGGCCUGAAUGCUGUUGGCUGUGCUAAGAGAUGGAUGGGAGCCCAGCAUGACUUAACAUGUCAAAGACAUGAAAAUAAGUUCUUGUUGAAAGGGCACACUAGCACUGAAUCUCAGCAUUUCGUUUUUGACCUUGAUCAAAGGGUCACAGCAACAAGGCCAUACAUUGCUUUGAAUACAUUUCACGUGCGUGCAGGUUGAAAUGCCAGUAUGACCAGAAGGAAUGUCCUUGUUGUAUUACAUUUGUAAUGAAGAGGAUUUUUUUCUAAACAGUGUUUUUUGUAAAUCUGAGCGCUGUUUCUGAGCACAUUUGUUUUGUAAAAGUUAGUAAAUAUUAUGAUGAAGCUUUUUGUAUCUCAUGGCAAGAGGCCAACAUCUACUCUCAAGCCUUGGUUGACAAUGUGCCGUGAUAUAUUAUCACAGGAAGCGAGCAGUCAAAGCGUUAUUACGCUUGGACUCAAUGCUGUGUAAUUUUGUCCUGUUAUUUUUUUGAAUUUCAUAUGAAUGUUAUUUUUUCAUGUGUUAAUGUGUUAUGCGUGUGUGAGCAGUGUAUGUGUGCCGUGUAUGUGUGUAGUCUAGCAUGCAGUUUUAUCAAGUGCAACUACAUAAACAAUGAAUGUCGAUUUGCACAAGCUUAAUAGGUUCCUUGGAUGGAAUAUUUUCGAAACCCUUCCAUCAAACUGACUUCAUACAGAAAGACAAGCAUUUGUUGACAAAAUGUGUGAGGAAAUGUUUAAGCCUGUUCUUACUUCAACGAUAAAAAAGAAUAGUAACUGUCAUGUAAAAUAUCUGUUGAUCAAGCCAAAUAAGUAAAUUGCUAAUAAAGAAAUCCCAUUUAAAACUCAUCUUUAAAACACGUAUUAUUGCUGCAGUAAAAUGUGAUCCAAG